AUGACAGCACUUGGACUGAGGAGUGGGUCAUGCGGAAAAAAGGCAGUGGUCAGCACUCAGGGGAUGCGUCAAGAGCUGGCACAGGGACGUAUAGUCGGAGGAUAUGCACCAGUUCCACAUUCAAUCAAAUACAUUGUGUCCAUACAGACAACCCAGCGUCAGCACUUAUGCGGGGGCUCCUUGAUAAAUAAGCACUGGGUAAUCACAGCAGCACACUGUAACAUUGGGGUAGAUAAAAUGAUGAUUGUAGCAGGAGACUACUCUCUGACCAUCUAUGAGGGAACAGAGCAAGAAAUCCUGCCCCAAUUGUUGGUUCCCCACCCGCAGUACAACCGCACCACCACCAACAAUGAUAUUAUGCUCAUUAAGCUAAAGGCCCCGGUGUAUCUGAACAGCUACGUCUCCAUUGCUCUGCUGCCCCGACAGGGGGCCUCUGUGGCGGAGGGCAGAGUGUGUCGAGUGUCAGGCUGGGGAUACACCAGCCCCAGUGGAGGCCAGAUCCCCUCCACCCUCCGCACCAUUACGCUGCCCAUCGUCUCCACAGAAAAAUGCAACAGCAGUGAGUCCUUUAACGGCAACAUCACAGAAAACAUGCUCUGCGCUGGUUUCAGUACUGGUGGAAAGGAUGCCUGUCAGGGGGACUCUGGGGGCCCACUAGUAUGUGAGGGCCGGGUCUAUGGUUUGGUGUCCUGGGGGAGAGGAUGUGCUGAUGCACAGUUUCCUGGAGUCUACACCGCUGUGUCCAAGUUCCGCAGGUGGAUAGACAACACCAUAUUUAGCUACUACCGAAAGUGUUAACAAGGAUUAAACCCCA
Molecule: messenger RNA, 814 nt
Organism: Perca flavescens (yellow perch)
Lineage: Eukaryota; Metazoa; Chordata; Actinopteri; Perciformes; Percidae
Product: trypsin
Exons: 5
Coding region: 1-798 (265 amino acids)
Biological process (GO): proteolysis
Molecular function (GO): serine-type endopeptidase activity
Source: RefSeq, a predicted model, not a curated record